GAUCCGCCCUAUAGUGCCUCGGCUGCGGCAGCAAAAGCUUCCGCUGCUGCUGCUGCUGCGCGAGAGGUGGCGUCCAGGUGCCCGCCGCGUGAAUAUCGUGAGGCUGGGCAGCUGCUGCUUCACACGCCACCGCUGCCGGGCUGAAGCACGUCACUGGCUGGCAUAUCGGCGGUGGCAUGGGGCCGCUUGGCGGCUGGAUGAAUUGAAAGAAGCUCCAGAACAAAUCUCUCAGGAGCAGCUGCGAAGGGAGCUGGAACCCUACAAGAAGAGCACUUUCUGCAUCUGUGAGAUCGCGUGA
Symbiodinium necroappetens is the source of this 298-nucleotide messenger RNA. The record is from the annotation of a GenBank genome assembly. NCBI's taxonomy places the organism in Eukaryota, Dinophyceae, Suessiales, Symbiodiniaceae.